Populus nigra (black poplar) is the source of this 2365-nucleotide messenger RNA. Its product is annotated as LEAF RUST 10 DISEASE-RESISTANCE LOCUS RECEPTOR-LIKE PROTEIN KINASE-like 2.1. The record is from RefSeq and is a predicted model, not a curated record. Gene Ontology annotation, molecular function: ATP binding; protein kinase activity; polysaccharide binding. NCBI's taxonomy places the organism in Eukaryota, Viridiplantae, Streptophyta, Magnoliopsida, Malpighiales, Salicaceae. The coding region runs from base 150 to 2105 and encodes 651 amino acids. The transcript has 3 exons. Gene Ontology annotation, biological process: protein phosphorylation.
UAUUAUAAGCUACACCUUAACAUUUGCCCAAGCUUCCUCUCUUUCAUUCAUUUCCUUGAAAAUGAUAGAAUAAUCUGUGCGUUGAGCCACCAGUCAAAUCCCCUUCUCCUACGUUGAAGACUCUUCUCUUCACGUUCUGAAACAGAAAAAUGGUUGCCCAUCUUCUGUUAUUACUCUAUCGACACCUCCCCAUCAUCACCAUCUUCCUUGUCCUAAUCCUUGCAUCAACAUCUUAUGGCGAGGAUGAUAAUAGAGAUUACAGAGACUGCAAAAAGCAGUUUAAUUGUGGAGUCUUAUCAAACCUUUCUUAUCCUUUCUGGGGAGGUGAUCGACCUGAAGUUUGUGGACAUAUAGGGUUCGAGCUCAAGUGUGAAGAAGGCCAGCUCCCUAUAAUCCCUAGUGACACACUAGAAUUCCGCCUAUCUCGUUUAAAUCAAUCUUCCAGGUUGAUGACUCUGCAGCUAGUGAAUUCCCAAGAUUACAUUUGUCCUACUCAAAAUUUAGCCAAUUCAAGUACUGAGAGUGACAUCCAUGUCUUCGGCUAUGACCUCAACCUUCAAAACCUGAACUUACUUUACAACUGCACGGUCCCGAACUCGACGCUGGAGCAAAAUAGCAUUUCGAGUUCGUAUUCGAAUUGUAGUGAAUAUAGUGGCAGAUCAUUCUAUGGAAGUGAUGAUAUCUUGGAGAGCAGUAGUGGGCUAAACCAAACGCAAUGUAGCAUAAGGUUCAAAAUCCCCAUUCCAGUUGAGUCUUUUCGUCGACUAACGGGUGACACACCAGAAUUGGAGCAAGUUUUAGGAGAAGAGUUUAACGUGUCGUACAAGUAUGAUCAAGGUCCUUCAAUUUGCGAUGGAUGUAUAGCUUCGAAAGGAAUAUGUGGAACCAACUUGACUGAUCCCAAUAGAGAGUUCUUGUGCCUUUGCCGUGACCACCAUUAUCCUUUUGUGUGCAAAGGUCAUAAUCUGAAAGACAGACAACGGAUUACUGCUAUUGGUAUUGCCUCUGGAUCAGCAGGAAUUUUAAUCAUCUGUAUCAUUCUUUAUGCCAGAAGGAAGGCCUCAUCAAUUUAUCCACUGGUUUUCUUAAAGAAGACACAUGAUCAAGAUCUUGAGCAUUUGAUAAGACAUCAUGUGCCUCUACCUCUGAAAAGAUACAGUUUUUCGGAUGUCAAGAAAAUGACCAAUUUUUUCAAAGAUAAACUUGGUCAAGGAGGUUAUGGAACUGUAUACAAAGGAAGGCUAACGGAUGGCCAUUUGGUGGCAGUGAAGGUCCUGGUGGCUUCAGAACGGAAUGGGGAAGAAUACAUAAAUGAGGUAGCAAGCAUUAGUAGAACUUCCCAUGUUAAUAUUGUCACUCUGCUAGGAUUUUGUUUGGAACGUGACAAAAGAGUUCUCAUCUUCGACUUCAUGCCCAAUGGAUCCUUAGAGAAGUUCAUAAAUCAUGAAAAUGCCUUUCAAGCCAGUCAACAACUAGGAUGGGAAAAAUUGUACCAAAUUGUAAUCGGCGUUGCUCGAGGGCUUGAGUAUUUGCAUCGAGGGUGCAAUACAAGGAUUGUGCAUUUUGACAUCAAACCUCAUAACAUUCUUCUCGACGCAGAUUUUUCCCCUAAGAUAUCUGAUUUUGGACUUGCGAAGUCAUGCACUAGGAAGGAGAGCAAUGUAUCGUUAUUGGAGGCAAGAGGAACCAUUGGAUAUGUAGCGCCAGAAGUGUUCAGUAGAAACUUUGGGCGAGUUUCAUACAAGUCCGAUGUCUAUAGUUAUGGAAUGAUGGUUCUGGAAAUGGUUGGAGGAAAAAAGAAUCAUGAAGCUGAAAUCAGUUCUGGUAGCGAAAAAUAUUUUCCGGAAUGGAUUUAUAAGCAUCUUGAGGUAGAUGAUGAAUCUGGAAUUACUGGUGUGCCUACUUCAGAACAAGCUGACAGUGUGAAGAAAAUAUUAAUAGUUGGCUUGUGGUGCAUCCAGACCAAUCCAGCUGAUAGACCAUCAAUGAGUAAAGUGAUAGAAAUGUUGGAAGGACCUAUUGGAGCAUUGAAGAUUCCACCAACGCCUUUCAUGUCUUCUCCUCCAAGGUUAAUUCCAUACUCAACAACAACAUCAUUAACAUGAAAUUGUAUCACUAUAGCAUGAAAAGAAUGGUCUGUGUCUCAUGAAUUAACAGAGUGGAUCUAUGUGAUUCUGUGAUCUAUAUAUCCACAAAAAAUAAGAAUAGAUUCUGCUUUAAUUAUCCAUUUUAUGGACAGAUUUACAGCCACAUGAGUAAUGUCUAAAACCGCUUAGCUAUAUGGUUGAUAGAGCUAGACAUGGGACUAACUACCAAGUCAAGAAUUUUAUUGUCGCUUUAAGCGUCUUGAUAUCAAAUGGUUUCC